Messenger RNA from Prunus armeniaca (apricot), 981 nucleotides. Lineage: Eukaryota; Viridiplantae; Streptophyta; Magnoliopsida; Rosales; Rosaceae. The record is from the annotation of a GenBank genome assembly.
AUGAAGGAUCUAGGUGGACUCAAGUAUUUCUUGGGAAUUGAGGUGGCUCGAUCACAGCAAGACACUCCUAUUGUUCAGAAUCAUCAUCUUGGAGAAUAUCCGGAUCAAGUUCCAACUAAUAAAGAAAGAUACCAAUGGUUAGUGGGAAGAUUGAUCCAUUUGUCACAUACUCAACCAUACAUUGCUUAUGCGGUGAGCGUUGUCAGUCAAUUUAUGCACUCUCCAAGUAAAGACCACAUGAAUGCAGUUCUUCGGAUACUUAGAUAUUUGAAGUCUGCACUUGGAAAAGGACUUAUGUUCUCAAAACAUGGUCAUCUAAAUAUUGAUGGUUAUUCAGAUGCAGAUUGGACAGGUAAUGUAACAGAUAGAAAAUCCACAUCGGGUUACUUCACAUUCGUGAGAGGUAAUUUGGUGACAUGGAGAAGCAAGAAACAGAAUGUAGUAGCUUUAUCUAGUCCAGAAGCCGAGUUUAGAGGCAUGACUAAAGGGAUUUGUGAACUUCUUUGGUUAAGAAAGUUGCUUACUGAACUUGGGUAUAAACCUACAUCCACAAUGAAUCUCUUUAAUGACAACAAGGCUGCUAUAGCCAUUGCACAGAAUCCAAAGCUUGAGGCUAAAGUGUUUCAGUUUCCUUUUGUGAAAUCCGAGGAUCAAUUGGCGGAUAUUUUGACAAAGGCGAUUUCCAGUAAAGUAUUCCACAAUUCACUGGAUCAGUUGGGCAUUGGCGACAUCUAUGCACCAACUUUGGUGGGGUCACUACAAUGGGCUGAGGGAGGCCAUGAAGUAGAUGAAGAGAGUGAAGAAGAUGAUACGGAGUUCUUCGAUAGUGUAUAUGAGCAAGUCAUAGAUGCAGAAGAUGUGGAGGUUGAUGAUACAAUGGGAGUUGACGAUUAUAUCCCUCAUAAAAUUGGGAAUUUAACAGUUUUUUUAACAAAGAGACUAUUUAAGAGCACUCAUAUUAACGGUAGAGAUCAUGAGUGA